GCCUGGGCACACCAUCAUUUUCUGUUGAUUUUCAGCAACCGUCGGUUGGUUCGCGCUUGGUUUUCUUGGAAUAUUUUCCUCGGGUCGCGUUUCAUGACUGAAAAACUAUACAUUUCCAGUUAAAAGCUAUGGAAAUCCAUGUUUCGUAAUAAAUAGCCCAUUGUUUAAUACACCAAAUCGUACUAAAUGUGAUUUAAACAACGAGCUAAGGAUCCUGACGCCGUCGGCGCGAAUAGAGUGAGACACCACUACAGCUCCGAUUGUGUGUGCAAUUUGUUGAUAGUGUUGUAGUUGUUGUAAAAAAUGCUCCGCUUGCAAGCGCACUACAGCCCCAAAAAAAACCUAAAACAACAAAAAUAAAUAAAUGGGGAAUGCCGGCAAAACAAGCGUAACGUAAAUUCGAUUGAGAAAAAACAAGGAGGGAGCCAGGCCGAAGGAAGUAUGUACAAAUCGACAAAGAAUACACAACAAAAGUGGAGUGGGCAGCACUAGUGGCGCGCGCGAGUGUGUGUUAGAGUGUGUAUGUGCGUGUGAGCGAGGAAUAAGAGUGGAAAAGUAAGCGCCGAUUGGAGCCAAAACGGAAAAUUCAACAGAAAUAAUAAUAAAAAUAAAAACAAAAAAAAACCAAAAUGCGAGUGGCCUGAGUCGUAAACAAAAAACUCACUUCCAAUUCAAAUUACCUCGCAACGUAAACGACGGUUUCCAGUUAAAAUUCAGCAGAAAAGUUGGCAAGAAAAACAAACAUGUCCGGAAAGGAGGGAAGUUGUGAUGGAUUAAGGAUAUGGAGCUGGAGCUGGAGCUGGCUAAUCGGGAGUCUGCUGAUCAUGCAGAUGGUUUCAGGAAGUCUGGCAAGUCAAGCUCUCUCGUUCACCUUGGAGCCGCAGGAUGCCGUGGUGCCCGAGGGCCACUCUGUGUUGCUCCAGUGCUCCGGCAACGCCCAGCUUGCCACGGGCCGUGGGGCAAAGGGCAAGCUCUCCGCCGGCGCCCCGCCCACCCCGGUGAACAUCCGGUGGCGGGGACCCGAUGGCCAGGACCUGGUCAUUGUGGGUGAUACAUUCCGAACGCAGCUGAAGAACGGAUCCCUGUACAUCAGCUCCGUUGAGGAGAACCGAGGUCUGACCGGAGCCUACCAGUGCCUGCUGAGUGCCGACGGCGUGGGCAGCAUCCUCAGUCGGCCGGCUAUAGUGGCCAUUGCCCGUCAGCCGGAUCUGAACCAGGACUUUCUGGAGACCUACCUCCUGCCCGGCCAGACGGCCUACUUCCGAUGCAUGGUGGGCGUGGCCAAUUGGCAGGAGGGAGUGAAGCACUCGGUGCAGUGGUUCAAGGACGAUCUGCCCCUUAACCUGGACAAGAUUCGGAUGGUGGUGCUGCCCAACGGGGCGCUGGAGAUCGACGAGGUGGGUCCCUCGGAUCGCGGCUCCUACCAGUGCAACGUCACCUCCGGCAGCCUCUCCCGGCUGAGCAGCAAAACCAAUCUGAACAUCAAGAAGCUCACGGAUCCGGGUGUGGAGAACGCAGUGGCCCCAUCGUUCCUGGUCGGACCCUCGCCCAAGACAGUCCGCGAGGGCGACACCGUCACCCUGGACUGUGUGGCCAAUGGAGUGCCCAAGCCGCAGAUCAAGUGGCUUCGCAACGGCAUGGAAUUGGACUUCAACGAUCUGGACUCUCGCUUCUCCAUCGUCGGCACUGGCUCCCUUCAAAUCUCCAGUGCCGAGGACAUCGAUUCCGGCAACUAUCAGUGCCGGGCCAGCAACACUGUGGACUCCCUGGAUGCCCAGGCCACGGUGCAGGUCCAAGAGCCGCCCAAGUUCAUCAAGGCGCCCAAGGACACCACUGCCCACGAGAAGGACGAGCUGGAGCUGAAGUGCGACAUCUGGGGCAAGCCGAAGCCCACCAUCAAGUGGCUGAAGAACGGGGAUCUGAUAACGCCCAACGACUACAUGCAACUGGUCGGAGGACACAAUCUCCGGAUCCUGGGACUCCUCAACUCCGACGCCGGGAUGUUCCAGUGCGUGGGCACGAAUGCGGCGGGAAGUGUCCAGGCUGCUGCUCGACUGCGGGUGGUGCCCCAAGGAGUGAAAAUCAAAAAACGCAAAUCCCAAGGCCAGUCCACCAAAUCCCUCCAGACCUUUGACAAUCCGACACCGAAGCGACACCGAAAACCGAACAACAAGUCCGGGGAGCAGCUGCGCACCAAGUCCGGUGCCAGUUUCCUCGACGACCUUGAGGUCGAGGACGAUGACUCCAGUACGAUACGACUAAAGAUACCCCUCGAACACCCUCUAAACGACCGUAUGUUCGACAUGCUGAACGAGGCGAGUGCCCUGCGGAAGGGAUUGGACAGCUCCAAGAGCUACGAGGACGAGGACGACGACAACGACUAUGACGAUGACGAUCCGGCGGCCAAGGAGGCGUUCCUGGCCGCCUACAAACAGGGCGAGGACCCACAGAAAAUACUGGACUCCUGGCAGGAGAGCAGCAACAAGAAAUCCCAUCAACAAAAACAAUCCCCUGCUUUCCCAGAUUCCCCCGAACAGGCUCCCGGUGUACAGAAUCCCUCGGCCGCUAAACCCCUCGGCACUGGACUCCUCGCCCGUCUGCCCAGCCAACCGCGUGACUUGGUGGCCCAGAUAGUGAAGCCACGAUUCGUGACCCUCAGCUGGGUGGAGCCGCUCCAGAAUGCCGGUGAAGUCGUCUACUACACUGUCUUCUACAAGAUGAACCACAGCGAGCGAGAACAAAAAAUGGUCACCAAAUCGCAUGAUGAUCUCCAGGUGAACAUUCAGUCCCUAUUGCCGGGUCGCACCUACCAAUUCCGCGUGGUGGCCAAUACAAACUUUGGCAACGGUGAGUCCUCCGCUCCUCUGGAGGUCAACACCCAGCCGGAGGUGAACAUUGCCGGGCCACCGCGUAACUUUGAGGGCUUUGCCCGCAGCCAUCAGGAGAUCUAUGUGAGGUGGGAAGAGCCGGCAGUGACCAAUGGAGAGAUACUCAAGUAUCGCGUCUACUACUCGGAGAACGACAGUGGUGCUGAUUUGUAUCACGACACCACCACCUUAGAUGCUGUACUGUCAGAGCUGCGUCCUCAUACGGAUUAUGUGAUUACCGUAGCGCCUUUUAAUAGAAAUGGAAUGGGGGAUCCCUCCUCAGAGAUUCGAGUGAAAACUUUCUCCUCCACGCCCUCGGAACCCCCUAACAAUGUCAGUCUGGAAGUGACCAGCUCCACCUCCAUUACGGUUCACUGGGAGCCACCGGCAGAGGAGGAUCGCAAUGGACAAAUAACAGGCUACAAGAUCCGCUAUCGCAAGUUCAAGGAUGCCCCGCAGGCCAAGAGCACGCCCGCCAAUAUUCGUUACUUCGAGCUCAGCAAUCUGGAUCGCAGCUCGGAGUACCAAGUGAAGAUUGCCGCCAUGACAGUGAAUGGUUCUGGGCCAUUUACGGAAUGGUAUCGCGUCAAUACGCUGGAGAACGAUCUGGAUGAGACGCAGGUGCCGGGGAAACCCAUUUGGAUUAAGAUCCAUCCCGGCGCCGACAACAUACAACUGCACUGGGGUCCCCCCCAGCAGCCGGAGAUCAAGAUUCGCAACUACGUGCUGGGCUGGGGCCGUGGCAUUCCCGAUGAGAACGCCAUCGAGCUGAAGGAGACGGAACGUUACCACGUGCUCAAGAACCUGGAGUCCAAUACGGAAUAUGUGGUGUCGUUGCGGGCGAGGAAUAUCAAAGGCGAUGGCCAGCCCAUCUACGACAAUAUUAAGACGCGCGACGAGGAGCCGGUGGAUGCGCCCACUCCUCUGGAGGUGCCAGUGGGCCUGAGAGCCAUCACCAUGUCCAGCUCCUCCAUUGUGGUCUACUGGAUCGACACAAUGCUGAACAAGAACCAGCAUGUCACGGACAAUCGGCACUACACGGUUCAGUAUUGCAUCACGGGAUCGAAUCGGUAUCGCUACCAUAACACCACGGAUCUCAACUGCAUGAUUAAUGACCUGCGUCCAAACACCCAGUACGAAUUCGCCGUCAAAGUGGUCAAGGGUCGCCGGGAAUCCCCCUAUUCCAUGUCGGUGCUUAACAGCACCUACCAGAAUGUUCCGGUUACUCCACCUCGUGAACUCACUGUACGCAUGGAUGAACUGAAUCCACCCACCGUCAUAAUCCAGUGGCUUCCACCGAAGCAUACUGUGGGUCAGAUCACCGGUUACAACAUCUACUACACCACGGAUACCACCAAGCGUGAUCGCGACUGGUCCAUCGAGGCCUUUGCCGGCGAGGAGACAAUGCUGAUGCUGCCGAAUCUGAAACCCUACACCACCUACUACUUUAAGGUUCAGGCCCGCACCACCAAGGGCAGCAAUAAUGCUCCAUUCUCGGCCCUGGUAUCCUACACGACCAGUGCGGCAGUAAUUAUGCAGGAGGCAGACACCAUAGCCAAGGGAAUCGACAACGAGAAGCUUCUCUACAUCAUCAUUGGGGCUACGGCGGUGGUGCUAGUGGUGGCUCUUCUGGGCAUUCUAUUGCUGUGUCGCCGCAAGCCCCAAUCCUCACCAGAACACACCAAAAAGAGUUACCAAAAGAACAAUGUGGGAGUGCCGAAGCCACCAGAUCUAUGGAUACACCAUGACCAAAUGGAGCUGAAGAACAUAGACAAGGGUCUGCACACAGUGACGCCUGUUUGCAGCGAUGGAGCAUCCAGUAGUGGUGCCCUGACUCUGCCCCGAUCAGUGGUGCACAGUGAAUACGAGGUGGAAACCCCAGUGCCACCUCAUGUGACCAACUCCCUCGACAAGCGCUCCUAUGUUCCAGGAUAUAUGACCACUUCAAUGAACUCUACAAUGGAGCGUCCACAGUAUCCGCGUACUCAGUACAGUCAUCAGAAUAGAUCUCACAUGACCAUGGAAACGGGUCUCUCCCAGCAGAGUCUCAGCCAGCCGCAAAACAACUCCAUGGCCCAGACGCCGGAGCAUCCGUACGGCGGUUAUGAUGCCAACUUUUGCAAUGCGAGCAAUGGAGCACCUGGCAAUGGUUGUGUGUCCACCAUUGAGAGUGCCAAGCGCGGGCAUCCUCUGAAGAGUUUCAGUGUCCCGGGACCACCGCCGACGGGAGGAGCAGCGCCCCUCAAUAAGCACACUCCCGCUGUCACAAUACGUCCACAAAACCAAUCGCCCUAUAAGAAGCCAUCCUUCUCGGCUGCCACACCCAAUCGACUGCAGGGCGGCGGGUCCAUAGCCCACUCCACCGAUGAGAUCCAAAGACUGGCCCCAAGUACAUCCACCGAGGAGCUGAACCAGGAAAUGGCCAAUCUGGAGGGACUGAUGAAGGAUCUGAGCGCCAUCACGGCCAAUGAGUUUGAAUGUUAACAACGUUUUUGGAAGGCUGAGAGAAUUAGUCGUGAAAACAAUGGAUGUUACUUGUUUUUUAGUUUCUUGUUUAAUUAAUGAUUUAACUCGAAUUUGUGAAAUGUCGAAUCGGAGCGACUGGAAUCGAGUAUAUCCGAGUAUGUCCCCUCAUUGUCCGUCAAAUCGGAUAUAGUUUUAGUUAAUCAAAUGUGCGAUAUAUUAUUGAAACGAAAACGAAAGUGAAAAUGAUAAUGAAGAGAUCUGUAAAUAGGAACGACGCCGCCAUAUAAACUUUUAAGCGUAGAUACACACAUUAAUACCUAUAGGAAUAGCACCUAAGCAUUAGUUAAUUAUCAUCUAAGGAGAGUGUAAAAAAUCAAAGGACAGAGGUCGACGAGAGAAGCGUUUAAUGUGCAUGAUCUGUCCUUGGUCUGUCAUACAACAUUUCAUAUUUAUCGCAUUGCAUCUGCAUCUGCAUCAUCUUAAUUUUAUCCGCUUGCUAAAUCGGAUAGUCUAAGUCUCCAAACAUACAUAUGCCAUUCUAUAUAAUGCAUACAGCAUCUAAGCUAAGUUUCAUACUAGUAAUGACCCUAUGAACGUAACUUUUACGCUAUUAUAAUCCUUACCAAACAAUCAAAACAAUUCGCUCUAGA
This is a messenger RNA of Drosophila ananassae, 5983 nucleotides long. It is a transcript of the gene fra, whose product is annotated as neogenin. Bases 744 to 5351 code for a protein of 1535 amino acids. NCBI's taxonomy places the organism in Eukaryota, Metazoa, Arthropoda, Insecta, Diptera, Drosophilidae. Gene Ontology annotation, biological process: cell-cell adhesion. The transcript is spliced from 10 exons. The record is from RefSeq and is a predicted model, not a curated record. Gene Ontology annotation, cellular component: membrane. Gene Ontology annotation, molecular function: protein binding.